Molecule: messenger RNA, 612 nt
Organism: Talaromyces atroroseus
Lineage: Eukaryota; Fungi; Ascomycota; Eurotiomycetes; Eurotiales; Trichocomaceae
Exons: 1
Coding region: 1-612 (203 amino acids)
Source: RefSeq, a predicted model, not a curated record
AUGGCGAACACAGGAAAGCACGUCGUCUUCGACGUCGUGGGCACUUGUGUGUCCUACGAGGCAUUCUUCGAGGGCAUCGAGGCGCGCAUGGGCGACCGCCUCCGUGCAGAGGGAAUCAAGCCGCGACUGUUCGGCUUUGCGUGGAUGGAAGCAGCAGAGCGUGAGUGCAGCUACUUGGACCGCUCUGGCCGUUACGUGCCCUUUUGGAACGUCUUCCAGCCUCUGUUCUACCGCAUUCUGUGGAUGGCCGGCAUCGAGGAGCCACGCAAGUUCGCCACCGACGAGGACGCAGCUUUCAUGGUCGGCGAGUACCGUAAACUCAAGGGGCGCCCUGGCGUCCAAGAGUGCUGGGCGCGCCUGCGAAAGGCAGGCUUCACCGUUUGGGCCGUUACAUCUGGCGAUGCCGUUCGUGUCCAGAGCUAUCUGGCCAGCAACGGCAUCGAGUUGCCCACGGAGAACUUUGUCACCUGCGACACUCUCGGUAUCGUAAAACCAGACCCAGGGGUAUACAAAUAUGUCCUUGACAAGUUUGAUGGGGCUGAGGAGAAAUGGUUUGCUGCGGCGCACAUGUGGGACACAGCGGCAGCAAAGCAUUGCGGGCAAGUUAAUUGA